This is a messenger RNA of Neltuma alba, 1395 nucleotides long. Its product is annotated as vacuolar cation/proton exchanger 5. Gene Ontology annotation, molecular function: calcium:proton antiporter activity. NCBI's taxonomy places the organism in Eukaryota, Viridiplantae, Streptophyta, Magnoliopsida, Fabales, Fabaceae. The record is from RefSeq and is a predicted model, not a curated record. The coding region runs from base 175 to 1395 and encodes 406 amino acids. Gene Ontology annotation, biological process: intracellular calcium ion homeostasis; calcium ion transmembrane transport. Gene Ontology annotation, cellular component: plant-type vacuole membrane. The transcript has 12 exons.
UCGAGAGAGAGGGAGCGGUGUUAACUAGAAGAAACUGCUUCGGAGUAAUCCUGGUCAUUUCAUAACGAACCUGCAAGAAGAAACUGAAAUGGUCUUUCAAGCCAAAAUUUUCCUUCACUUCAUCUUUAUUACUGCGCAUGCAAACUGUUAGACGAAUUGUUUGAGACAUGCAAGAUGGACUCUCUAAAUGAAAGACCAGUUCAGGAGAUCGGAAACGAGACUCCUCAUUUCCCUGAAAUAUCUGCUCAGAAAACACUAAGGAGUAUUGUCUACAACAGUAUACAAAUUGUUAUUUUCUCAAAUAGACUCAACUUGCUUAUGCCUCUGGGGCCUUUGGCAAUUAUUGUGGAGAGACUGACUAAUCAUCACGGUUGGGUCUUCACUCUGAGUUUGUUGGGUAUAAUGCCUUUGGCUGAGCGGCUAGGUUAUGCUACAGAGCAGCUGGCGUUUUACUCUGGAGACACUGCUGGGGGUCUUCUAAAUGCCACUUUUGGAAAUGCAACAGAACUGAUCAUCUCAAUAUAUGCACUGAAAAGAGGAAUGACACGAGUUGUCCAACUCUCUUUGCUGGGGUCAAUUUUGUCUAACUUGUUGUUGGUGCUUGGAUGUGCAUUUUUUUGUGGUGGGAUUGUUUUUAAUAAGAAGGAGCAGGUUUUUAACAAGGGAACUGCUACAGUGAACGCAGGAUUGCUAUUGAUGGCAGUUAUGGGCUUACUUUUUCCUGCUGUUCUUCACUACACACACACUGAGGUCCAUUUUGGGAGCUCAGAGUUGGCCCUUUCAAGAUUCAGCAGCUGCAUCAUGCUUGUGGCUUAUGCUGCAUAUCUAUUUUUCCAGUUAACUAGUCAAAGAAGUCUAUACCUCUCUUUGAAUGAGGAGGAGGGGAAUCAUGGAAACUGCAUAGAAGAUGAUGAAUCUCCUGAUAUCUCUAAAUGGGAAUCAAUAAUCUGGCUUUCAAUUAUGACUGCUUUGAUAUCAAUUCUGUCAGAAUAUUUAGUUGGUGCCAUAGAGGGAGCAUCAACUUCAUGGAAAAUGCCAGUGUCUUUUAUCAGUGUAAUAUUGCUUCCCCUAGUGGGCAAUGCUGCGGAGCAUGCCAGUGCUGUCAUGUUUGCAAUGAAAGAUAAGCUUGAUAUUUCCUUGGGAGUAGCAAUAGGUUCAUCCACACAGAUAUCUAUGUUUGUGAUACCACUUUGCGUGAUUAUUGGGUGGAUAAUGGAGCAUCCUUUGGACCUAAACUUUCAACUUUUCGAGACGGCAUCACUGUUUCUAACUGUUAUUGUUGUAGCCCUCUUGUUGCAGGAAGGAACUUCUAAUUACUUCAAGGGACUUAUGCUUAUUCUAUGCUAUCUGAUAGUGGCAGCUAGUUUCUUUGUACAUGCAGAUCCUUCUUAUUAG